ACCGGAAAUAGAUUCGACGCUGAAGAGACGCUUGCGAAAAUGAACUCUUGAUAGCUGUCAAGAUUACUACUUAAAAAUAUCUCAACGGCACACAGGGAACAGUGAAUACAUUAUCGAUAGCCUCGACAUACACAAUAAGCUAGGUCUGAUAUCUGUGUCAUAUUGAAUCUGUGUAGUGAUGGAGGGUCAGGAUAAUGCAGAUCAGGGUGGCAGUGAUCAAUCUGAAAUGCAGCGGAGGAGACAGCUGGACCGUCUUGACAGAGAAGAGGCUUUUUACCAGUUUGUCAACAAUCUAAGUGAAGAGGACUACAGGCUCAUGAGAGACAACAAUCUGCUCGGCACCCCCGGUGAAAUUACUGCAGAUGAACUGUUGAACCGCCUUCGCCAAAUCAAAGACGGCCCUGAGCCGCCCAGCAGUGACACGACUGAGGAAAGACGGGAAGGGCCUCCUGAGACCGAGUCAGAGGGCACAGAGGAAAACUCCAAUGAGGAGACCCUUCUUGACUGGCUCAACACUGUUCGGCAGACUGGUAACACAACAAGGAGCGGUAACCGGGGUAACCAAUCAUGGCGGGCUGUAAGCCAAACCAAUCCCAACAGUGGAGAUUUCCGCUUCAGUUUGGAGAUCAACGUCAAUCGUAACUUAGCCGAGCAGCAAACGCAGACAGAGAGGUCGGAAGAGGGACAAGAAAGACCAGAGGGCCAAGAAACACCAGAUGGCCCCACGUCUGAGCCCGAAGUUCCUAUGGAGACAGCAGAGGUGGUUGAAGACCCGGUGGUGGAGGAGGUGGCUGUUAUAGUAGAGCCAGAGGUGCAAGCUCCCAGCGCCCCAUCUCUAAGCAGCGAAGCGAUUGCGCAAGAUCCACCAGUGUCAACUCCUCCGACCUUGACUCCAGUAGAACAACCACGUAGAGGUCAAAUAAGGGCUCGCAGCAGAAGCCCAGAGCAACGACGGACAAGGGCUCGCACCGCAAGAGGUCGAUCACCUCUUAACCUUGAAAGAUUAGAUGGACUCGCACCUAUUCAGCAUGGCCUACCUCCUCAUAAUCCCGAGACCCUUCCUGAGCCCCAGGUGGAGGGCAGCUCGAGAACUCGUCAACUGUUUUUGCCCAGGCAAAGCACCGUGGGAGCUGAGACUCCAGAACCGGGAGCAGCCCCUGAGGCGCCUGAAGCGCCGCAGGAUAGAGAGACACCUGCCGGAGAAGCAGGAGCUUCAGGUCGACGACCACCCACCAUAAUGCUGGAUUUACAGGUACGCAGGGUGCGACCCGGAGAGUAUCGCCAGAGGGACAGCAUCGCUAACCGCACGAGGUCUCGUUCGCAGACUUCCAAUAAUACUUUAUUGUACGAGACAGAGCGUGGGGGUUUCCGUCGGACCUUUUCGCGUUCUGAACGAGCCGGAGUGAGAACGUACGUAAGCACCAUCCGCAUUCCCAUUCGUAGGAUCUCGGAAGCCGGACUGGGGGAAGCCACUUCCCUGGCUCUGCAGUCCAUGAUUCGGCAGAUCAUGAAUGGAUUUGGUGAACUCAGUUACUUUAUGGACUCCGACUAUUCUGACUCCAACCGUGAAGACAGCCCACCGGCGGACCUCGUCGAUGCACUAGGUAACCCCGAUGUUUCAACCGUACCUGCUUCUUCUGAAGCGGAUUCUUUAGUUUCUGGGGCCGAAGCGCCCAACCAGGGUGGUUUAGAGGCACGGACAGAGGAGAGGGAGGCGGAAGGUGGAGUGCCCGGUGGUGCCGCAACUCCUCGGGAGAACCGGGCCAGGCCACGGGCUCCCAUUAGUCUAGAUGAGACUACGUCUCUGCCGUUUCUGCGACUCGCGCACUUCUUCUUACUCAACGAGGAAGAUGACGACCAGCCACGAGGCCUCACCAAAGAGCAGAUCGAUAACCUGUCAAUGCGAAACUUUGGCGAGAGCGAUGCGCUCAAAACCUGCAGCGUCUGCAUUACGGAGUAUGCCGAAGGCAACAAGUUGCGAAAGCUGCCCUGUUCUCACGAGUACCAUGUGCACUGUAUUGAUCGCUGGCUUUCAGAGAACUCAACGUGCCCUAUCUGUCGCAGGGCGGUCCUUGUUUCCAGCAACCGAGAGAGUGUUGUCUAGCCGAAAUCGGUUCUGUGGCACUCCAGCGUAUUUCAUGCCUCUUUUUCUUAGUACGUAGUCAAGCAAGGACUUUUAUUCAUACUAUAUGAAGCCAUCAUUAGGUUUUACCGUAUUUAAUGGGGUUAGCCAGAAAGAAGUUUGUUUCCAAACUAUAGAUCAGUGUAUUUUGACCCAUAUCAAAACGGAGGAGGUUACGGUGCAAUAUGCAGCUGAUGUAGACUGUGCUAUAAGCCCUGAUUAUUCACUCGUGCUGAGGAUCAACAUUGUUAUUUAACUUGUAAUGAGGGGCAAUGUACAAUUAGGAGAGGUACCUUUGAGAGGUACAUGCAGUUACAUACAAUAAAUAUGAAGCGAUGUUAAGCAAGCACCCAUAUUAGAUUUCAACGUUUAUUUUUUUGUUUGUUUUGUUUUGCAAUAAAAGUCAAAUUAAUAACACUGCAGACCAGGUCAGUUCAAUUUUCACUUGACAAUUGGAACGUCAUAUUCCUAAAAUCCAGUCUUUGCAGAGUCUUAAAUAUUUGUGGUUUCAUACAGUGUUUGUUUUUGUUAUAGUCCAUGUACCAGUUGCACCAUUGUCAUAAAUGUCUAAGCACAGUAGGACAUUUCAAACAGUAUUUCCAAAUGAAUUUGUUAUCUUUUAUGGAAAAAUUGUAAUUUGGCAUUUUAAAAUCAUACGGUCAGACACCUAUUAACCGGGAAAGGCUGUAAAUAUGCUAUAGGAAUGCUUCAGGUUGUGUUAUUCCCGUCUUCCCACACUUGACUAUCAGAUGGCGGAUUCAAACUUAUUUCAUAUACAAAAAAUACAACAACUAUGGCUACAUAUAGGCAACGUUGUGCAAUGCUAAUAGGGGAAAAUGUAAAGAACAUUUUGACAUUGACUUGUAUGUUGUAGUCUGUAAAUAUUAACAAUUAAAAUGAAGACUUUAACCUAAGUUUUUCUAACAGUUCUGUACAUUGAAAAUAACUUCAUUUAUCUUACUUUAAUGAGGAGGAAAUUCAAAUUUUCUCAUUAUAUAAUGGUCGGUUCAUCUGGGCACUAAAGGGAUAGUUCACCCAGAAAUGAUAGUAUUUUUUGGUAAACUAUUCCUCAAGGUUCUUUAAUCCCAUGAGGGUACAAAAAUGCAGUGUUAUUAUUUAGAAACAAUAUGUUAACUGAUGUCAUUGUUUCUGUGUUGACUUUGAAGCCUCAUAGCCCCAACCACGAGUUGUGUCAGAAUUUCACACAAACUCUUGUCAAAAUGCACAUAACUGUUUAGUUCUGAGUUCAUGUAUUAUAGAAUUGAAGAUUUUCAGCGUCAUAUUUAUGGGAUAUUUUUGAGUCAUUUUUGACUGGCUUCCAAUUUACGAUGUUUAAAAUGAAUAAAAUUAUUUCCUCA
Molecule: messenger RNA, 3480 nt
Organism: Paramisgurnus dabryanus
Lineage: Eukaryota; Metazoa; Chordata; Actinopteri; Cypriniformes; Cobitidae
Gene: rlim
Product: ring finger protein, LIM domain interacting
Biological process (GO): protein ubiquitination; ubiquitin-dependent protein catabolic process; random inactivation of X chromosome
Cellular component (GO): nucleus
Molecular function (GO): ubiquitin protein ligase activity
Source: RefSeq, a predicted model, not a curated record